GUUACCGGUCUCGCCAUGGAGCGGAAAGGUGAGCGGUGGAGCGGCCUCCGCCACGAGGGGCAACGGCCGCCGGGGCGAGGCCCGGGUCACCUCCGGGAGCUUCGCGUAACCGCCGCCGUCCGGUCCCCGGGCGUGCGGCACCCCUCCACUGAGGUGGCGCCGCCCCUCACCCCCCUCUUCUGGGCUGCGGGUCCGCGCCCCUCAGCUCGGGCGUCCUUCCGCGCCGGCAGUCAUCGCCCCUUGUUCCCCGCCAGGCCGGCCCGCGACUUGGGGCAGCUCCGGGGCCCGGCCCUCGCCCGGCGAGGCCGACCGCUGCUCGCCAGCUCCCUGACCCGGCCCGAGCCCCCUCCGGCGCGCCCCGCCUGCGCGCUGCUUUGCGCCCCGUGGGCAGCCAGCCCCCCGAGCGGCCGCCCAGUAGACGCCGCGGCCCUCGGCCCAGAGCCGCCCCUCAGGCAGGCCCGGCGCCCGGGCCUCUCACCCCUGCUGGGUCUCCACCCUCACCUUGGUCGCCUCCUUUUCUCCCCAUUCGCCCUUCAUCCAUCCCUCUCUCCUGCAGUGCUUGCGCUCCAGGCCCGAAAGAAAAGGACCAAGGCCAAGAAGGACAAAGCCCAGAGGAAAUCUGAAACUCAGCCCCGAGGCUCUGCUCCGCACUCUGAGAGUGACCCGCCCGAGCAGGAAGAGGAGAUCCUGGGAUCUGAUGAUGAUGAGCAGGAAGAUCCCAAUGAUUACUGCAAAGGAGGUUAUCAUCUUGUGAAAAUUGGAGAUCUGUUCAAUGGGAGAUAUCAUGUGAUCCGAAAGUUGGGCUGGGGACACUUUUCAACUGUGUGGUUAUCAUGGGAUAUUCAGGGAAAGAAGUUCGUGGCGAUGAAAGUAGUUAAAAGUGCUGAACAUUAUACUGAAACUGCACUUGAUGAAAUCCGGUUGCUGAAAUCAGUUCGUAAUUCAGAUCCUGAUGAUCCAAACAGAGAAAUGGUUGUUCAACUACUAGAUGACUUUAAAAUAUCAGGAGUUAAUGGAACACAUAUCUGCAUGGUAUUUGAAGUUCUGGGGCAUCAUCUGCUCAAGUGGAUCAUCAAGUCCAAUUAUCAAGGGCUUCCUCUGCCUUGUGUCAAAAAAAUUAUUCAGCAAGUGUUACAGGGUCUGGAUUAUUUGCACACCAAGUGCCGUAUCAUCCACACUGACAUUAAACCAGAAAACAUCCUGUUGUCAGUGAAUGAACAAUACAUCCGGAGGCUGGCUGCAGAAGCAACAGAAUGGCAGCGCUCUGGAGCUCCUCCACCUUCUGGAUCUGCAGUCAGUACUGCACCCCAACCUAAGCCAGCUGACAAAAUGUCAAAGAAUAAGAAGAAGAAAUUGAAGAAGAAGCAGAAGCGCCAGGCAGAAUUACUAGAGAAGCGAAUGCAGGAGAUUGAGGAAAUGGAGAAAGAGUCGGGCCCCGGGCAAAAAAGACCAAACCAGCAAGAAGAAUCAGAGAGGCCUGUUGAAAGACCCUUGAAAGAGAACCCACCUAAUAAAAUGACCCAAGAAAAACUUGAAGAGUCACGUACCAUUCACCAGGAUCAGACACUUACAGGACGUGGUAUAGAGGGUGGUGCAGCAGAAAUUAAUUGCAAUGGCGUAAUUGAAAUCAUUAAUUAUACUGAGAACAGUAAUAAAGAAACGUUGAGGCUUAAAGAGGAUCUACGUAAUGCUAACGACUGUGAUAUCCAAAAUUUGAAGCAGGAACCUAGUUUACUAAGUUCCCAAAAUGGAGACAGCAGCACAUCUCAAGAAACAGACUCUUGUACACCUGUAACCUCUGAGGUGUCUGAUACCAUGAUGUGCCAGUCUUCAUCAAAUGUAGACCAGUCAUUCAGUGAACAGGACAUUAGCCAACUUCAAGAAAGCAUUCGGGCAGAGAUACCCUGUGAAGAUGAACAAGAGCAAGAACAUAAUGGACCACUAGACAACAAAGGAAAAUCCACUGCUGGAAAUUUUCUUGUUAACCCCCUUGAGCCAAAAAAUGCAGAAAAGCUCCAAGUGAAGAUCGCUGAUCUUGGAAAUGCCUGUUGGGUGCACAAACAUUUCACCGAAGAUAUUCAAACAAGGCAGUAUCGCUCCUUGGAAGUUUUGAUAGGAUCUGGCUAUAAUACCCCUGCCGACAUUUGGAGCACAGCAUGCAUGGCCUUUGAACUGGCCACAGGCGACUACUUAUUUGAACCUCAUUCAGGGGAAGAGUACACGCGAGAUGAAGAUCACAUUGCAUUGAUCAUAGAACUUCUGGGGAAGGUGCCUCGCAAGCUCAUUGUGGCAGGAAAAUAUUCCAAGGAAUUUUUCACCAAAAAAGGUGACCUGAAACACAUCACGAAGCUGAAACCCUGGGGCCUUUUUGAGGUUCUAGUGGAGAAGUAUGAGUGGUCUCAGGAAGAGGCAGCUGGCUUCACAGAUUUCUUACUGCCCAUGUUGGAGCUGAUCCCCGAGAAGAGGGCCACUGCCGCUGAUUGUCUCCGGCACCCUUGGCUCAACUCUUAAGCCCAGUCCAGCACCGCAGCAGAGAUCACAGGCUGGCCCUCCACCCCUCCCCUCCAAGCAUUUCCCCCUUCCUUUUUCAGGGUGAAGCUCUGCCUUCAAGGGUUUCUAGGGUGUUUUGUGUCUUUUGUUUAAUCCAACAUGUUCAUUUGGGUUUGCUUACUUGACCCUGUGGAGAUCCUCCCACAGCCAUUGGGCAUCCUAGGUGAAAUUGGCCUUGAUUGGGCUCUGCCAAAGACUAAUGGACUAAAAUGUGAAACAGCCUCAUACCCUGUACCCUUGUCUUUCCAUUAGGACAUCCUUUAAAUUAUAAGCAUCCUUUUAAAAAGAGCUAUGAAGAUGUAUGAGCUCAUCCUUUUAUUCACUGACUCUAAGAGUCAAAUAUUCUAGUGCAUAUCCUAUUGCCAGCAUAAGGAUGAGAAGGGGAAAGGGUGUUACUUCUGUGUACAGCAGAGACAUUAAACUUGCUGUAUCCAGGCUGCAUCAUCUUCCUGGAUUGUUUCUGUUGUUCUCUAUCUUCACAUUUUUUUCUGCGACUUUUAAGCUACUAUGUUUUUAAAUGAGCUGUAUAAACACCAAAUUUAGGUAACAUUUAUCACUGUUCAAAGCACUGUCAAAUUCCUUUCAUCCUUUAAUAACCCUUAGGUCCUCGAAUCUUCAGUCUGAUUUUUGAUGGAAACAAAACUGGAACCAUUGACUAGUAAUUUCUUCAGAACCACAUAUGUUCUGCAAACAGUCCUUCCCUGUGUCUUUUCUGUACCCUAAGAGCAGAAUUACUUUGAUUGGCUGUUUGCUUUUUGUUUUGUUUUUAACCCCUGGCUGGCACUUUACUCAUUGCACUUGAGUUUAUUGCCCCAUAAUUAAAGAAUUCAGGAUGACUCUAGGAAAGAGAACUAAGUUUCAGAGGUUUAUCCCAUCUGAGAAGAAACUAUCCUAGAGUUCUUGGUUUUUUUUUUUUUUACAAACAGUCCCCAGUUUUUAUUUAGGGCCUUUGCUUUACCUCAUCCAGAAUUCAGCCGUGAAGCAGUUUCCCCUUAUGGCUUUGCCCUUCUCAUUUUCUCAGAGGCUUCAGGUCUUAAACGAAAUCCUGGGAUACAAGAACCAAGGGGAGGGGGUGGGAUGGCACUUUUUUCAUUGUUGUUUAUUUUGAGGGUUGUGUUUGUUUUUAUUAUUUUUCUUUCUCGAUUGGUUUAAGAUUAGCCAUUCUCUGCUGCUAUUUCCUUGUAUAAUGUAAGUUUUAAAUUUUGAGAUGAUUGAAAUGUACUUGAGGCUUUUUUUUUUUUUAAUGAGAAAAGGCUUUGUGAAUCUUAUUUUAGAAUGAGCCUCUCCUAGACUUGCCCUAGACAUUACAUAUAUUCCUCGGGUCAUAUUGAAAAGCAAAAGAGGGGCAGGAUUGGGGGUCACAGCUGCUGCUUCUGCACGGACCAAGUGGGCCUUGGGGAUUCAGCAUUCUCCAGAAGUGGCUACAGGACUGAUUUACAGAAAGCCAAGGAGGUGCAACUCAAGGCUCCGCUAACAAAGCAGUGAUGAGACUGCUGGGUGGCCAACUUUCUGUACAGAAAAUUGGAAUCUAGGUUCUGUCAUUUACCAACAAAGGCAAAGGAAAAGUGGUGCAGUUACGCAUCCAUUUAACUCACAGACGUGUUACCCUGAGUAACCGGCCAGCCAAGUGGUGCAGUUACGCAUCCAUUUACUCACAAACGUACUGCCCUGAGUGAUGGGCCAGCCAGUGCAUCGGGUCCCUGACGGUAAUCCUGAAAUCAGACAUGUUCCUGUAGAAAGAAGUGUAAGUGAGGCUGUCUAUGCACCUAUCAAGAAUAAAGAAAAUAGAUUGUAUCAAACAACGGCAGGGAAAAUCCUUCAGCAGUCCUAAUCCACUUUUGGUUUUCAGCGAUAUAUACAUCUAAAGCAAUACCAGACUAGAACUGAAUUCUUUGCUACACUGUAAAGUCACAAUUGUGGAAUGAUAGGAAUUCUGGUGAUGACAUUAAGGUGAACUAAGCAAAACAUACACAAAUAGAAGGCCCUGUUUUAACAACUAACAUGAAGAGAAAUGUAAUGAGAGAACCUGUAACUGCAUCUUGGAAAUGUUUUCCCACCAAAUAAGGGCUUUUCCCCCAUCUCUUAAGGAGCCAAAUGAAUUCAAAGCCGUAGAAAGAGGCAGCUGUAGAAUUUGAUCUUCCAAGUAUCCCAUGUACCUUUAUUGAACUUACUGUCAAAUUGCCAGGAUCUCACUAAAGGAUUUCUAUUUGCUCUCAGUAAAAAAUAAAACCCCAAACACAUUUUUAUUCUUUCUACUGGGUGCAUUGUCUGUUUUCUUUGUAAAUGCAGUACAAUAAAAUUAUUUAAUAACCUA
Dama dama (fallow deer) is the source of this 4864-nucleotide messenger RNA. RefSeq names its product SRSF protein kinase 1 (gene SRPK1). Lineage: Eukaryota; Metazoa; Chordata; Mammalia; Artiodactyla; Cervidae. The record is from RefSeq and is a predicted model, not a curated record. Gene Ontology annotation, molecular function: protein kinase activity; ATP binding. Gene Ontology annotation, biological process: regulation of mRNA processing; spliceosomal complex assembly; protein phosphorylation.